Messenger RNA from Malania oleifera, 4492 nucleotides. RefSeq lists its product as uncharacterized. The transcript has 10 exons. The record is from RefSeq and is a predicted model, not a curated record. Gene Ontology annotation, biological process: maintenance of mitotic sister chromatid cohesion; mitotic sister chromatid cohesion. NCBI's taxonomy places the organism in Eukaryota, Viridiplantae, Streptophyta, Magnoliopsida, Santalales, Ximeniaceae. Bases 2850 to 4046 code for a protein of 398 amino acids. Gene Ontology annotation, cellular component: Ctf18 RFC-like complex; nucleus; chromosome, centromeric region.
CCGAAAUACGGAACCGAAGUUUCAAACGGUUCGGUUGCGGUCCGGCCCCUACAUUACUCUGCAAGCCAUUUUCGAAGCCAGAGAUAGAGAGGGAAACACGCCCUAAAGCAUUUCGAUCCCCAUAGGCGCCAAAAGCCCACAACACACUUCAACUCUCUUUCAUCUUUCCCGAUUUCUUCCCUAACCCAACCGGCCCACGCUGCUAAUAUUCUCGGAAACGGCGACGAUUCGAAGGCAACGGCGUAGAAACUGCUCAUUAUUCCCUGUUCAACAACCAAAAACUAUGUCUGAUAGUGAAUCAAAGGAGCAGGAAAGAGAUUUUGUUUGGAAAUACAUAAAAGAAGUUGGUGGAGAAAAAUAUUGUAGAUGCAAAUUUUGUGAUCAAAAUUGUAGUCGAAUUGUCACAAGGUUUAAGCAUCAUUUGGAUGGUACAAGAAAAGGAAUGAAACCUUGCCGAAGGGUUCCCCAAAAUGAGAGAAAUGAGUGCAAGCAUGCAUUUGAAAAAUUCCAAAAAAGAGAAGUCUAAAAGAAAUAAACUCCUUGAAGAGAUUGGGAUGAGUCCAGAAGGGAGUGUGCAUCUUCUCCAUCAGUGGAAGAUUUGGAGCAACAAAAAGAUGGCUUUAAUCCUAGGGCUAGGGUUCCAACGGAUAAGUUCACAUCCUCACACUCCAAACAAGCUACUCUAGACACAAAAUGGAAGAAAAAAGAGAGGAAUUGAGGUGUGUAUGAAAGUUGGCUGCUGUGUAUUCAACAAUGCUCUUCCAUUUAGCUUGAUGGAUGAUGUUUAUUGCGGUGUUAUGGUGGAUGAGAUCGCCAAUUAUGGGCCAGGUUUCAAGCCUCCUUCUAUGCAUGAGAUGAGGACAAGGAUCCUUAGAGAUGAGGUGAAAGACAUUGAUGACAUGUUAAAAGAGCAUAAAAAUGCUUGGAAAGAAUAUGGAUGCUCUAUUAUGGCCAAUGGUAGGACUGAUGGGAGUUCAAAGGGUCCUCAUUGAUUUUCUUGUAAAUGGUCCUGCUGGCAUGUGGUUUUUAAAAUACAUUGAUUCUUCUGAUUCUAUAAAAAAUGAUGACUUGAUAUUUACGGAUGUGGUAGUUGAAGAAGUUGGUGAGAGGAAUGUCGUGCAGGUGAUAACAGGGUGCAAAGAACAUGAUAAAUGGUGGAAAGAAGCUUAUGGGAAAAGAGGAAAAAAUUGUAUUGGACUCCAUGUGCUUCAUGUUGUUUGGAUCUUAUGUUGGAAGAUAUUGCAAAUUAGAGAUCCAUCCAACCACAAUUCUACAGGCUAAGCAAGUUGUGAAAUUUAUUUUAUAACCACUUUUAUGUACUUGCAAUGAUGAGGAAGCAUUUCACCAAACAACAAAGAACUCAUCUGUCCAGCAGCGACAUACUUUGCUACUACCUUUUGGACACUCCAAAGCCUUUACAAACAAAAGCAAGGCCUUCAAUCUAUGUUUUCUUUGGAGAUGUGUUGCAACUUGCAAGUCUACAUGUGCAAAGAUGCAUGAAGGUAUAAGGGCUUACUCAAUUGUUUUGUUUAACCAACAUUUUUGGUCUCACGUGGCUUAUGUUAUCAAGAGUGUUGUCCCUUUUGUUUGUGUCCUAAGGGAAGUUGAUUCUAAGGGAAAGACCUGCCAUGGGGGUUAUUUAUGACUUGAUGGAUUUAGCGAAGGAGAAAAUUGCUGCCAAUUUUUCUAGAUAUGCUAAGAAGUAUGGACCCAUUUCGAGGAAGAUCAAUGUUGAUUGGUGGAAGCGUUGUGGGACAAAACGCCUGAGGUAACAAAGUUUGCUAUUUGCGUUCUUUGUCUUACAUGCAGUGCUAGUGGUUGUGAAAGGAAUUGUGAAUAAGUGAGAAAAGGGAUAGUAGAUUGCAUGGAUAGAAUGUUGGACUAUGAGGAGAGACUAGUUGUAGACAUCCAGUUGGAUUUGUUUGAUAAUGCAAGGGGGGGACUUUGGGAGUCAAGUGGCCAUUAAUUCUAGGAUGUUGAGAAGCCCAGUUGAUUGGUGGAAGCGUUGUGGGACAAAAUGCCUGAGAUUCGUACAAAAAAGAGAACUAUACUAGAGCAUAAAAAAUUGAAUGCUCUAGUUUAUGUGAGAUACAACACCAAACUUAGAGAGAGAGCUAUUAGAAGAAGACAAAAUUAUGAUCCAAUAUUGGUGGAAGAAGUAGAUUCAGAUGAUGAGUGGAUCACUGAGAAAGAAGAAUCUGUCCUUCUAAAAGACACUUCUUGGCUUGAUGAUGAAAAUCUCUUUGAAGUUGAUGCUGUUAGAGUUUUGCCAGUGGUAGCUAAUGAAGGAGAUGAUCAAGAAACUCAAGCUUUUGCUUGCCCUCAUUCCUUAAUUCCUUGCAAAAGGAAGAGUAAUGGUUCUAGUGAAUACUCGGGAACCCAAGACAAAGGCAAGAGGCCAAAAUUGGCCUUAAUUGAGGAAGCUGAUGAUGUUGAAGUGGGAGAAGGGGAAUUUUUAAGUGGAAGGAUUACUAGUAUAGAAGAGUUUGAUGAAGAUGAUGACUAUGAUGAAGAAGACUUUGAUAGUUCCUUUUGAACUUUGUUAAUUUAGUUUUUGAUUCUUAGAAUCUUGGAUGGCUGGUUUGAUUUAGUAAAGAAUGCAACAAUAGGAAAACUUGAUCUCUUUGUCGCAUGAGAGCUCCACCAUAUUUCUGUUGCAUGUGAGAUAAUUCCAUAUUAUUGGACACAUAAAAGCUGUUAAACAGCUGUCCAGUGCUGGCUGGUGCUCAUUUUACCCAGAGAUCAAGUAUCUUCUAGUGAGAGUUACUCCCAUGUUUUAUUAGUUCUUCUCCCUCUUCUAUUUUGAAUUGCAAUUUUUAGAUGUGCACUAUGUAGAGAGAGAGACAGAAAUGGAACAGCUACAGCUAGAUUGCAAAGGAGGAGCAGAAGCAAUACUAAAUAUUAAACCCAACUCUUCCAUCUCCAUUGCAUAUCACCCCCUAUUUGGUUCUCAUGAUGAUCUGAUGCUUCUCGAGCUAGAUGAGAAGCUCCUCCCAGAUGUCCUCCAGCAGAGAGUAACCUUAAGAGGACAACCUGAUGAAGAUGCAGUUCUUUGUACCCAAUCAAAGACAUAUGCCAUCAAAUUUGUGGGAAACUCAAAUUCUGUAUUCCUUUUACCCCCAUCAGAUCAUUUGGCUAUUUGUGAAAAUCCCCCCGAACAUGAUGAGAAAGAUCAUGACCAGCAAGUUGUGGCAUCUGUCCUCAAAGUGGCACCAGGUAACAUGGAGCUUGUUGAGGUUGCUCCCAGGCUCGACAGGCUUAAAUCCCUUCUCUCAGAAAAUCCUUACAGGUCUGAGGAUGUGUUUGAAAUGGAGGAAUUGGAGUUGACAGACAAAAAUAAAAAUGGUUUGUAUAAAUGGGAUGAUCUUACUGAAAGGAUUCAAGCUAGUGAUGAUGAAUUGAGGUCUGGAUUGCAGACUCUUUCAGCUGUUGAGAUUGAUGGUUAUUGGAGAAUUGUGGAUGAAAAAUACAUGGAUUCGAUUUUGAGCAUGUUUUUGCACAACUCGGUGUUGAAUGAUUGGUCUUUUGAUGCCCUUAAUGAAGAUGAAGUGGUGGCUGUGCUGGAAUCAGAUGGGUUCCCUCACAAACUUGCACUCCAUUGUUUGGAAGUUUAUGGCAGUAAGGUGGGUAGCAGUGUUGGCAGAAGUUGUGUAUGGAGGUUGGAUGAGAAGUGCGUAUGUGUCCACUUUGCUAGAGUAAUUUUGAGAGAAGGGAAGAAGAGGAUGGAGAAUUUCAUGGAGGAGUGGAUACGGAAGAUUCCAGAAGGUAUGCAGGCAAGUUUUGACAUGUUGGAAGGUGAAGUUUUGACUGAGAGACUUGGGGUUGAGAUAUGGGUCCAUGCCUUCAGUGUGUCUUCUCUGCCUUCCAACCCUAGGGAGCGUUUCUCUGCACUCUUCCAAGAACGUCCAAAAUGGGAGUGGAGAGAUCUACAGCCUUAUGUCAGGGAUUUAAGAGUUCCGGGCCUUUCAUUGGAAGGUUUGCUUCUCAAACACACCAGAAGAGCGCAGCCAACCCAGGAAUCAGAGCCUAUUUUCAGUGCAAGAUAGUCUCUAUGCUUAUGCAAAUUGGUCUUUGUAACACCACCCAUCUUUAUUGCUCGUCUGUUUCACUAUUAAACCACGGUAGUCACAAAAGGCCGACUCUUGAACAACUAGCAGAUUAGGCAUCUAACUAUGGACUCUUGCAUUUUCCUCUAUUAUAUCUUGUAAUUCAGAAGGAUGGUUGAAGGUGAAAGAGAAGGAAAAAUAGAGAAUGUUGCAAGGAGUGUCUACAUUCAAUCUGUGCAUGCUUCACAGAGACCUUUCUUGAAUCCAUCAGGAAGUUUAUGAACUGUUUAGUUUCAUUUAUAUUUUUAUUUCUGUAUUUACUGCCCUGCUGUGAAGAAAUAGGUGAUGGCGAUGUAUUUAUUUAUGUUUUUUGUUUUUUAUUUGGUCGUUUUCGACCUUUGUACCAAAUGUUGAAAGUUAGAUUUUAUGGUUUUAAGUUUUUAAGA